This is a messenger RNA of Drosophila busckii, 2286 nucleotides long. RefSeq names its product fibroblast growth factor receptor substrate 2 (gene Dok). The record is from RefSeq and is a predicted model, not a curated record. Gene Ontology annotation, cellular component: cytoplasm. The transcript is spliced from 3 exons. Gene Ontology annotation, biological process: cell surface receptor protein tyrosine kinase signaling pathway; positive regulation of MAPK cascade. The coding region runs from base 178 to 2058 and encodes 626 amino acids. Lineage: Eukaryota; Metazoa; Arthropoda; Insecta; Diptera; Drosophilidae.
GUAAAGUGUUUUUAGUUGCGCUUAAAUGUAAAUAUGAAGUGUGAAUCUCAGUGUGCAUGUGCCAAACAUACAAAAUACGCAAGACUAAGCAUAAGUGAAUUAAACGCCAAGUGACAAACGAUCGCAUUUUUUGUUUUGACAAAAAAAAAACCCAAACUGAAAUAAAAAACUGAAAGAAUGGAUGUUGAAAUACCUGUUUUAGCUGGAUAUCUUAAUGUUCCAACACAAACUGGAUUUUCGCUAAAUCGUAUCUCGAAAAAGAAAUCAUGCAGUCGCUAUUGCCUUUUGUUUAAAGCCAGUCGUCAUGGCAUUGCACGCCUUGAGCUCGGCGAGAAUAAAGAUGAUAAGAAUCCAAAAAUAUUUACGCUGGAAAAUUGUGUAAAGAUCACACAAGAAGCGCCGCCAGCUCAGCUAAUACAUAUUGUCAAACGGAAUGGACAGCUGACAUUGAAUACCAAUAGCGAUGAGGAGCUUAAGGAUUGGGUUACAGCACUACAAACCGUUGCCUUUUGCGAUAAUAGCGGUCUACAUGCAGCCCACGGUGCCAUCGAGGAGGAUAAUGAUCUAUAUUGCAGCUCAUUUGAUGGAUUGUUUAUAAUAACACUGAUACCAUCGGAGGCGUCGAUACGCUGCAACAUCGAACCGAAGACGUACAUGCUGCAAAUGACGCCAACGGAGCUGCAGCUGAAAUCGGAGGAUCUGAAUGUGACCAUAGCCAUGUGGCCAUAUCGCUUUAUACGCAAGUACGGCUAUCGCGAUGGCAAGUUUACGUUCGAGGCGGGACGCAAGUGCACCACAGGCGAGGGCGUCUUCACGCUGGAUCACACCAAUCCGCAGGAAGUCUUUCGCUGCAUGUCGGCCAAGAUGAAGUCGAUGAAGAAGCUCAUCAGCGGCGACAGCCUGAGCAGCAUCGAGUGUGGCGAGAAUCAGUUUAGCGCUGCCGCCUGCAUGGAGCCAGGCUCACGCAGUCCGCUGCCGCCGUCGCCAUCGAGCAACGCCGUCGUUGGAGAAUUCGAAAUCAAUUCUACCCAGAGCUGCAUUUCGCUGCAUGGCUUCAUCAGCAGCAACGACUCGCUCAACAACUUCUCAGCCAAUAGCAUUAACCUAAGCGUGCCCACCAAGCAUAUACCCAGCAAGCCGCCACGCAAGCUGCCAACAGCGCUGGACCAGCCGAGCAACUGCAACAACAGCAGCAGCAGCAAGUCCCAGCAGCAGCAACAACCAUGUGAUAAAUUUAAGCAUAUAGUAAAGUACGAACCCGUUGCCAUAACGACCUCGUCAACCUCGGAUGCCAAUAGCAAGAAUAAUGGCGGCGGAGGCUCUGCUGUUAUACUGAAGCCUUCGCCCUCACCAGAGCCACAGCUGCCGCCGCCGGAUUUGCCGCUGCGCAAUGAAAGCUGCAGCAAGCUGCCGCUGGAGCGUGACUACGAAUGCAUUGAGAACAUUACCGAGGCCUGGAAGACGCGCGGCGUGGGCGAUGUGCGUCAUUGUGAGCGCAUUCCCAGCGUCGCUGACAAUGAUUUUGUGCGUCAACGUUCGCUCAGCAAGCGCAAGGAGCAGCAGCAGCAGCAGAGCAGCAACAGCAGCCCAAAUACACCCAAAAUUAUAGACAUCGAUAUAGGCGAGGGCGCCGCUCCAGCUGCUGAGGCCAACUACGAUCGCUUGGAUUUUCUAUCGCCAAAUAAUAAGACUUCCAGUGGCUAUAAAACAAUUGUUAAUGUAACGCUGCCAAAUCGUUUGCGCUGCAGUCCACCGCCGCCAAAUGAGUAUGAGCUGAUAGCUAGUCCAGAUACCGAAAGUUUUCGCAAGGCCGACGAUAGUCACUUGGGCUAUGGCAUUUUGCGCAAAACCAGCAGCAACAACAAUAACAACAACAACAACAGUAGCAACAACAAUAAUAAUACACUGCCCGCCAAUAAUAAUAAUGCUGCUGCCACGCCCACCACAACGAACAAGAGCAUUGCAGAUGCUGCCGCCGCCGCCGCCGCCGCCAGUUUGGAUCAUCGCAGCUAUAAUGGACUCAACUAUACAAUUGUUAGCAAACCCAAGCGUGUCUAGUGGCGCCGCCAAAAUGACAGAGACAGAGACAGCACGAGAGAGAACACAGACAGCCAGCAACAAGAACAACAACAACAACCACAACACAUCGACAACAUUUAGCAACAGCCAUAAAUUUACUUUUGCAUUUAAAUCAACAAAUAUUCGAAUAGAAUUGAACAAGCAUUUUAUACUUUUUAGUAUACUUUUGUAUAAGAGUGAGAGCGCAAGAGAGAGAGAGAGAGAGAG